UGGCGGCCAUUCAAACUGGUCAGUUAUAUUUAUUCUACAAACGCAAACAGUGCAUUUAAUUUGUAUCGGUAGGUUAGCAACCAAUAUAAAGAGCUUGUCGAGAACUUACUUCGGGGAGCAUCAUGGCGGAGGGAAAAAGAGCUACAGUUCUUACUAGAGUACUGACUGCCCUGUUUUAUGGUGUUUGCUCUUUCUUGAUCGUUGUGAUCAACAAAACUGUUUUGACAACUUAUAAGUUUCCAUCAUUCCAGUUCCUUGGAAUUGGACAGAUGUUUGCCACAGUUGUGGUUCUUUAUUGCCUGAAGUUAGGUGGUGUUGUUUCAUUUCCAGAUUAUUCAUUAUCAACUUUUCAGAAAGUUUGGCCACUUCCAUUAUUAUAUGUCGGUAAUCUAGUUUUUGGAUUAGGAAGUACCAAGAGACUCAACCUUCCCAUGUUUACUGUCCUGCGAAGGUUUUCAAUUCUGUUUACUAUGAUAGGAGAGGCAUGGCUCUUGGGGUCAAAGGCAAAUUUUCAAGUGCAAGCUACAGUGUUUCUUAUGAUUUUUGGUGCCCUUAUGGCAGCAAGCGGAGAUCUUGCAUUUGAUGCCACUGGUUAUGUAUAUAUCCUUAUCAAUGAUGUUCUCACUGCAGCAAAUGGUGUUUAUGUCAAGAAAAAGUUAGAGUCCAAGGAACUAGGAAAAUAUGGUUUAUUGUUUUACAAUGCCAUGUUUAUGCUGUUUCCAGCUUUCCUCAUUUCUUACUUUGCUGGAGAAUUUGAUAAGGUUUUGCAAUAUGGUAACUGGAAGGAUCCACUAUUUCUUUUACACUUCACUGCCUCUUGUAUUAUGGGGUUUAUCCUGAUGUAUUCUAUAGUAGUGUGCACUCAAGCUAAUUCUGCACUCACUACCACAAUUGUUGGGUGUCUGAAGAAUAUUUUAGUGACUUACUUGGGUAUGUUCCUUGGAGGUGACUAUGUUUUUACUGUGAGAAACUUUAUGGGGCUCAAUGUAAGUGUUUUUGGAAGUGUGAUCUAUUCAUAGAUCACAUUUAGAGAAAAAGAGCCUUCUCCAACUCAAGGUUCAGCAGCCAGCAAUGAUGCAAAAAAGCAGGAAUCCAAUGCUUGAUGCCUACAAACACGACUGCAACUUGUAUCUAGUUUGACACACAACUUACACGUCUUAUACAAGGCAUGUAGUAAUGUAUAGGACAAACAAUUUGGUUAUAUCAACUCAGUUGAAAUUGUAAAUUGGCCACCGUAAAGAGUUAAAAGGCUGACGUUUCAAGCGUUAGCCAUUCGUCAGAGCGAAUGACGAGGAGGGAGCAGAGCAUUCUCUUUGACGAAGGGCUAACGCUCGAAACGUGAGCUUUUAACCCGUUACGGUGGCUAGUUUACAAUUUCAACCUAGUUAAUAUGAUAUCUUAUUAACCAAGCGCGA
Messenger RNA from Stylophora pistillata, 1415 nucleotides. Its product is annotated as nucleotide sugar transporter SLC35D2. The record is from RefSeq and is a predicted model, not a curated record. Lineage: Eukaryota; Metazoa; Cnidaria; Anthozoa; Scleractinia; Pocilloporidae.